GGGAGCCGUGACUAAAAAAAACAACAUAUUUAAAGUUUUUCAUUUGCUUUUAGAUUGUCUAAUAACCGUUUAGUGAUGUUAAACACAUUUUAAAGUAUUUUGAAUUUAUUCUAGACUGUUGCAAAUGUCUAGGCACUGUCAUAUCGGCACUUUGUAACUAAGAUGGAUUAAGUCGAGAGGUUAGCUAGCAGGUGAACUGGGCUUGCUAGUUCAGGACGACGGUCUACAGUAAGUUAAACCAGUUCCAGCGUUAAAAUUGCGCACGCGUUCAUGAUGUUUUCCUCAUAAAUGCCUGUCGGAUAUGUCCGGACAACGGGCGUGUUUGCCAUCCGGGAGAGGUGGCCUCCUUCGUGGAACCCGAACUAAGUCGUACGGCAGCUUGGUGCGAUGUUCGCCGUCUCCUCCUGUCCGUCAGAGACACGUCGAACACACGGUUCAGUCCGGAGACACGCUGCAAGGUCUGGCCCUCAAGUAUGGAGUCUCUAUGGAGCAAAUCAAGCGAGCAAACAGGCUUUACACCAACGACUCCAUUUUCCUGAAGAAGUCUCUGUCCAUCCCGGUAAUGUCAGACCUCAUUGAUGUUCAGAACGGGACAAGCUGCUCUGAGAAGAAGGAAGAUGAUGGGAAAAGGCCUUCAGACCUGAAACCUCUGGAAUUUUUGAAGAGACUGGAUGAAGGAAUAAACCAGACCAAGCAAACGGCAGUAAGAAGAUGUCAGGAUGCAGAGGAAAGAGUUGCAGCUUUAGAAGCUGCUUGUUCCAGCAGAACCUCUGAAUGGAAGCCGCUAACCAGAUCACAGAGCGUCACCACCCCCUCCAGAGGACAGCGGUCAGCAGCACACGGAGCCGUGCCCCUCACCGUCACCACACUCUCCAAACGUCUGAGGGACCGGGAGGACGAGAUCUUCCAAUUAUGACCCGACGCUCUCGUUUGUACAGCCUGAUCAUUAACUUUGAGGUUCAGAAACCUGAACACAGAAUCUCACACUAAACCAUUAAACUCUGCAAAUUCUGCAGACUAUUUAUACCGUUAAACACUACCAUUGAACGCCGAAUGCAUUUCUUACACUUUUUUUUUUUUUUCUCUUUCAACUAUACGCACAUGUUGGACGUUUGACCAUAAACGUACACUAAGAAAAUAAAACUUGUUCAGAGA
Oryzias melastigma (Indian medaka) is the source of this 1155-nucleotide messenger RNA. RefSeq names its product LysM, putative peptidoglycan-binding, domain containing 1 (gene lysmd1). Bases 302 to 916 code for a protein of 204 amino acids. NCBI's taxonomy places the organism in Eukaryota, Metazoa, Chordata, Actinopteri, Beloniformes, Adrianichthyidae. The transcript has 3 exons. The record is from RefSeq and is a predicted model, not a curated record.